Leptopilina heterotoma is the source of this 5286-nucleotide messenger RNA. Its product is annotated as fatty acid synthase-like. Gene Ontology annotation, molecular function: oxidoreductase activity; fatty acid synthase activity. The transcript is spliced from 13 exons. Gene Ontology annotation, biological process: fatty acid biosynthetic process. The record is from RefSeq and is a predicted model, not a curated record. Lineage: Eukaryota; Metazoa; Arthropoda; Insecta; Hymenoptera; Figitidae. The coding region runs from base 1 to 5157 and encodes 1718 amino acids.
AUGGAAUCAACAAUAUCGGGAGAUGAGAUAGUAAUAUCUGGUAUAGGUGGAAGAUUUCCAAACAGUGAUAAUUUUAACGAACUGCAAAACAAUCUUUUAAAUAAAAUAGAUUGUGUUGGUGACUGCAACAUGCGUUGGGACAGUGAUCAGCAUAAUGUUCCACAUUGUAUUGGUACAAUAAAAAAUAUUCACAAUUUCGAUCGUGUGUUUUUUGGAAUUCACGGAAAGCUGGUUGAUUGUUUAGAUCCUAUGGUAAAAUUAAUAAUAGCUACUUCCUACGAAGCUAUUACCGAUGCUGGAAUUAAUCCAAGAAAUUUAAAAGGAAGUAAAACGGCAGUAUUUAGUGGCAGUAGUUUUUCGGAAUCAGAAAAAACAAUCUUUUGCGACAAUCAUUCAAAAAAUGAAUACGGUAUACAAGGAAUUGUUCGCGCAUUUCUGGCAAAUCGAACAUCGUUUUUUUUCGGUCUUACUGGACCAAGUGUUAAUGUUGAUUCUAAUUGCUGUGGAGGUGCCACAGCAUUGCAGGAAGGUUUCAUGGCAAUUAAAACUGGACGUGCAGAAAACGCUAUUGUCGCUUCCAGUAAUAUUAUUUUACAUCCAGAAACAUCCCUACAAUUAUCUUUGUUAGGACUUUUAUCACCCGAUGGCAUAACAAAAACAUUCGAUAAUGAAGCUGACGGUUACACACGCAGCGAAGCGAUUGUAGUGUAUUUUCUACAAAAAGCUCGUGACGCAAAGCGCAUUUAUGCGGAAGUGAAAAAUGUCCUCACUGGUUUUGCAAGUAACAGUAUUGAUCAGUCUCUUCUAUACCCAAACUGUGAUUCUCAAGUGGACCUCAUGAAAAGAACCUUGAAAGAGUGUGGCCUUUCUGGUAAAGAUAUUUCAUACGUCGAAGCAGACGGUUCAGGAAUAAAGGAUGUUGACGCUGAAGAAGUAAGAGCAAUCGACCAGGUUUACAAUGAGGGGCGUAAAUCACCACUUACUAUUGGAUCUAUCAAAUCUAACAUUGGCUCUUGUUCAGCUGUUAAUCCACUUAAUGGAAUUAUUAAGGUUAUAACAGCUAUGGAGUCGGGAUAUAUUCCACCUAACCUUCAUUUUAAAACACCUUCUGACAAAAUCCCUGCUCUUAAAGAAGGUAGAUGCAAAGUUGUAACGGAAUUAACACCAUGGACUGGAGAUUAUGCAGUCGUUAAUAGUCUAGCAUUUAGCGGUGUAUGCAGCAAUAUUAUAUUGAAAGAUUUCAAAAAGGAAAAGAUAAAUAAAGGACAACCUAACGACACUCUUCCAAGAAUAGUCAUAGCAUCAGGAUGCACAGAACAAGCUGUUGACCUUCUUCUAAGCGAUCUGGAAAGCCGACCUGUGGACGUAGAAAUGCUUCAACUUAUGUACGAUGUAUUUGAAACUGAAACUCCUGCUCACUUAUAUCGAGGUUAUACAUUAUUGCCUCCUAAUGGAUUGGUAACAAACAAAACGAGAAAAAUUCAACACUUUCAAGGUGAAAGAAAAGAAAUUUGGUACAUGUUUUCUGGCAUGGGUUCUCAAUGGGUAGGAAUGGGAGAAGCUUUAUUACAAAUACCAGUUUUUGCGAAAGCUAUAGAAAAAUGCGAUCGUGUCUUAAAACCGAGAGGUAUUGACAUAAAGCACAUCAUUACAGCAAAGGAUCCAAAAAUGUUUGACAACAUUGUAAAUUCAUUUGUUGGAAUUGCUGCUAUUCAGAUUGGUUUGGUAGAUGUCUUAGACUCAGUUGGACUGAAACCAGAUUUCUUAAUUGGGCAUUCAGUGGGAGAGUUAGGAUGUGCUUAUGCUGAUGGAUGUUUUACAGCAGAACAAAUGGUUCUUGCUGCAUUAAGCAGAGGAUUGGCAUCAGUAGAAACGGAAAUGCCAAGAGGUUCUAUGGCAGCAGUUGGUCUAGGUUACGAAGAAAUAAAAAAUCUCUGCCCACCAGAUAUUGAUGUAGCUUGUCGUAAUAGUGCAGACAGUUGCACUAUCAGUGGACCUGAAGAAUCUGUGAAAACUUUCGUUACGCAAUUACAAGAGAAGAAAAUCUUUGCCAAAGAAGUAGCCUGCAGUAACAUAGCCUACCACAGUCGAUACAUUGCUCCAGCGGGUGAAAAAUUAAAAAAAUACCUUCGGGAGGUAAUACCUAAUCCCAAACCUAGAAGUAAUCGUUGGGUGAGCAGUUCAGUACCACGCGACGAAUGGAAUUCAGCCAGGGCUCGUCUAUCAUCUGCAGAAUAUCAUACAAACAACCUAUUAAAUUCCGUCCUGUUUGCUGAAGCUGCAAAAUGCAUUCCAUCGUAUGCAGUAGUAAUUGAAAUAGCGCCACACGGUCUUCUGCAGGCCAUCGUCAGAAAAUCAUUACCAGACACUGUUAUUAAUGUGCCCUUAACUAAAAGAAAUCAUCCAGACAAUGCAUCAUUCCUUUUUGCUGCUUUAGGAAAUAUUUACAAUGCUGGCUAUAUUAUCAAAGUGUCAAGUCUUUAUCCUAAUGUCAAGUAUCCGGUAUCACGAGGAACACCAUCAAUUUCUUCCCUAAUUGAAUGGGACCGAUCAACUGAAUUGAGAACUAAAGGUGGAAGUCAAAGGACUAAAAUUAAUGAGGGACACAUGAACUUUGUAGUGAAUUUAAAUGAUGAUAAAUGGAGAUUUUUAAAUCACUCCAGGAUUGAUAGCAAAAUUGUGAUUCCAAUAAGUCUUUACUUAAAUACUGCUUGGGAUAUUAUAAAGAGUUUUCAAAAUACUUCUGAAUUCGGAGUAAUAUACAAGAAUGUAAAAAUUCAUGAACAGUUAGUUGAAAUACCAUUUGAUGAAAGUAUUGAGUUAUUAACAAUGGUUCAAAAAGGUUCUGGUUACUUCGAAGUAACAAAUAACAAUAUUUUACUUUGCUCUGGAAUAUUGCAAGUAGCCACUGAGCCAAACUCUACACAAAGUAAUAAAGAAGACAAAAGUUAUCUAGGUCUAAGUGAAAAUCAAAUUUAUGAUGAAUUAACAAUGCGAGGUUUACAAUAUUCAGGUCCGUUUAGAAGUAUUUGUAAAUCAUCAAUCAAUGGUAGAAAUGGAAAUAUAGUUUGGCAAGACAACUGGACAACAUUUUUAGAUGGAAUGAUUCAAAUGUAUGUUCUUGGAAACGAUACAAGAAAGGCACAAGUUCUAAUUAAAAUUAGAAACAUUUCUAUUAACACAAAACUACAUGAAGAAAUUACUAAGAAGACAAAUGAAAUACCAGUAACAGUUGAUAGAAUAUUAGGAAGUAUUAGAGCAGGAGGAAUUCAAAUGGAAGGAGUCGUUUUUGAAUAUAUUCUAAAUGAGUCUUGGAGAAAGAAUAUUGUUACUGAAGAGAUUUUGCCUGGUAAAGUUUUGGGAACAUUCGAACAUUUUCCACUAUCUUUUAAUCUUCAACAACAAGUAUCAAAUUGGCGAGCAGAUCAGCUAAAAUCAUUAGAUUUAAAUUCAAUUUCCUGGGUAGAGGAACUCGCAUCAAAUCUUGAAAAUAAAAUCAAAAUCGAAUACUCUUCGGUUAAUCGAACAGAUAUUCUGUUGGCAAAUUCUAAGACAUCAUUAGAAAGCACUAGGAGCACAUACGAAAUGAAGUCGUUUGGUCAAGAAUACUCUGGAAUUAAUUCACAAGGAAAUAGAGUAAUGGGAAUCGUUGCAAAUAAUGGAAUUUCAAAUUACACAACACCUGAUAUUGAUUUUACUUGGAAAAUACCUGAGGAUUGGUCUUUAGAAGAUGCUGCGACUGUACCUCUAGCAUACUCAACAGCAUAUUUGGCUCUGAUGAUACAAGGAGAAUUAAAAAGCAAUGAAUUAAUUUUUAUCUACGAUGGUGCCUGUUCUAUUGGGCAAGCUUUAAUUAAUCUGGCAUUUGAUAUUACAUCAAAAGUUUUUGUUGGACACAAUAGUAAUGCCGAGAGAAAUUUCCUGAAAGAAGUAUAUCCAAGUAUUCCCGAUAACCACUUUAUCCAAUUAACAAAAGAUUUUAGAAAUCAAUUGCUUGUACAAACAGAAGACAAAAAAAUAAACUUAAUAAUAUACAAUUCAGAUGAUAUAAAUAAUCUAGAGGAUUGUUUGUCGUGCGUAAAAGAAUUUGAAAGAAUUGUUGUGAUUGGAAAUUUCCAAGAAUCAUAUUAUACUUCAAUAGGUAUGCUACAAUUUAAUAAUAGUAUUAGUCUGUUUUCAAUCAUUCCCAGAAAGGUAAUAAACCAAACGCAGGAAACAAAACAAAAAUUGUCGGAAAUGCUGCAACGAGGAAUAUCGACUCAGAUUGUAAAGCCAUUGCCAAAACGUAUUUACUCUAGAGAAAUGUUAAAGAAUGCUUUCAUUGCCGGUUCCUUAAUGGAUGUCUUUCAUAAGAAUAUUGUCAAAGUACAACCGGAUGAUGGAGGAAAAACAGCAUCGGCAGUACCUCGCUUCUUCUGUAGAACCAAGGGAUCGUAUUUGAUACUGGAAGGAUUGAAUUACUUUGGUCUAGAUCUAAUUGAAUUUUUAGUUCUCAGAGGUGCUAAAAAUAUUUUUAUAGCUAACGAAACAAAAAACACGAAUGCUGUUGUAGAACAUAGACUAAAAAUAUGGAGAGAAAGUGGAAUAAAAAUCACAAUUCGUGAAGAAUUAGACUCUACGCACAGUCAAAAUGUAAACAGUCUUCUUGAAGAAGCUGGCACACUUGGCACAGUAGAUGCAAUUUUCGACCUUCAGCGCCUUAACAAUUUAUCAAGAAGGUCCUCUAACUCGAAAUAUUUAUUCACCAAACAUCUGUUUAAAGAAUCUAAGCAAAUGUGCCCUAAAUUACGCCAUUUUGUUGUCUUAUCAUCAUGCAUCCAUAUCAAAGAAAGAAUUGACGACAUUUUAUUACGAGAAAUUGAUUUAACCAAAAUUUUCCAACAAAAAUCAAAAGAAAUCAAGGGACUUUUAAUUUUCCUCGGACCAGUAUGUGGAAUUACAGAAAGCACAAAUGAAAAGAAUGUACCCAUCUUAACUAAUUCCAUUAUCAUAGACCAAAUAGAUACUUUAAUUAGAUCAAACGCAUCUAUUGUUGCUAUGUCCUAUAAACCUUUAGCAAUCGAGCAGAAAAAGUUAGAGAAAAAUAAUAUUGCCAGUGAAGAAUCAGAAAGGUCAAAAUUCGAAAAUUACAUUAAAGGAAGUGUAUCAUCAUUUUGAAGGCAUCAAAAUUGAAAAUAAAACAUUAAGAUUAAGAUCAUUGUAUACAUUUUUGAAAAUUAAUACUAAUUGUCAAAACAAUUAUAUUGUAAUAAUAUUUAAAAUUUCGAAAAAUCUAACCAUAUGUGA